Messenger RNA from Linum trigynum, 863 nucleotides. The record is from the annotation of a GenBank genome assembly. Lineage: Eukaryota; Viridiplantae; Streptophyta; Magnoliopsida; Malpighiales; Linaceae.
UCCCCUCCCUACAUUUUUUUUUCUUCUCCUGUCGUUGUUUGUUGAGAAAAUGCCUAAUAGAAAAGAAAAAGGGUAAUGUAAUUUUCUCCAACUAAAACCUACCUCUCCCCUGUUUCCACCUCUUCGUGACCUCUAUUUAAGCUGAAGCUCUGCCUUCAAUUCGAACUUCCCACUCAACCAGCUUUCCAGUUUCUUAAGGCAACUUCCGGUCCAUAAAACCCUUGAGUAGCAUCAAUCGCGUCCUUAUAAAAACGUCCAUCCUUGUCUCUGUUACUUGCUCUUCUGGAGGCUGGAGCAUCAUUACAAUGUCUAGCAGGAGACCAGCAUCCAGAGCUACUUCUUCAACAAUGUCUGAAGAUGAGAUUAUCACUGACCUCGUCUUGAAACUACAAGCCCUCCUGCCUCACCUUAAUCCAAGGCAGCAGCCCUCGAGGGCACAGGCAUCGAAGGUGUUGAAGGAGACAUGCAGCUACAUCAGGAAGCUGGAGAAAGAGGUGGAUGAUCUGAGUGGAAGGCUGUCUCAGUUGCUGGGCACCAUUGAUCCCAACAAUCAGGAUUUCGACUUGGACUCCAUCAGAAGUUUACUACAAAUAUGAUCGGCUUAAUCUGGUUUUGAUUAAGUUAAUUAAAAUCGGAUUAUCUUAAUGAUUCGGUUUUGUCCUAUUCUCUCUACUUCCACUUCUUCUCCCACCACCAAACCCCUUUUUUUCAUUUGGGCUAUGUAGUUGUACAAUAUGAGUAGCCAUCUUGUCGUUAUCUGGUCAGGGGUUAAUUAGUGUGGAGCCAAUUAAGCUUGCAAUAUUCGUCAAAAAAAAAAACAAUUAAGCUUUGCAACAAUGUAUGAAUAUAAUUUUCGUUUUUUA